CCCCCGGGCCGCGUCCGCAGGCUGAGUCCAGGCGGGCCGCGGCGAGCACCCCGCAGCUCCGCGCCCCCGCCCGGCCCGGCUCCCAGCGGAAAGUUGGGCUGCGGCGGGCGGCGUUCGGGAAAGAGCGAGGCGGCAUGAGGGGGCACCGAGGGGGCGCCUAAGACACCGAGGAGGCGGCGCCGCGCGAGGGGACAACUUCGCCCAGGAGCCCGCUCCCGCAGCCCCCGGCCGGGCUCGCGGUGGUUCCUCCCGUCCCUCGGCCUCCCCCGCCGAUCGAGACGCGGACCUUGGUCCCGGCGGAUCCGCGGCGGUGCCACGAGCCCGCCUCAGCCGCCGCCUCGGUCUCCUGCCGCGCCGCCACCUUGCCCGCACCAUGGAGUUCUCCGAGAGGAAAAGAAGCAGGAAAUCCCAGAGCUUCAAACUGGUGAGCCGAGAUUAUCACCCUGAGGUGUAUAAAAUCUCAGAAUUCAGCAACGAUGUUAAUGGGGAGACCAAAGAGACACAACCCAUUUUUUUAGAUACAGGGAGCGACCAGACAAGAAGUAUCCAGAGACCGUUUCUGAAUGCCGAGUUGUCCACUAAGGAUCCCAGCCUGCUUCAUCUAAGACUCUUCCCUCAAACGGUCCUCCUCCAGCCUUCCCUCUGGUCUUUGGACUCGUUUGAGAAGAUAGUUCUGCGGUCACGUGCAGUUUUCUGUCCGUUCGAAUGUCCUGCAGACGAUAGACCUUCAGCCAGCUUCCUUCAGCUGCACUCUUUCACUAUUCCCCUUCCAGGAGAUGAAAACAUGGAAAUUAAAAAACAAAUUACAGGGAUGAGAAGAUUACUGAAUGACAGCACUGGGAGGAUAUAUCAACGUGUUGGCAAAGAAGGAGAAAAACUAAAAGAAGAACCCCAGGAUUUGGAGUUAGUCUGGCCUCAGCAUUUGAACUCCUCUGCCGAGGCCCCCCAAGGUCUCCAUCCUCCUUCACGUGGGGCAUGGAAUGAACUACCCACCCAAAGUGGGCAGUUCUCAGGGCAGCAUGGUACACGUUCUAGAACCUUCCAGAGUCAGCCCCACACCUCUGCAAGUUCCAAUGGAGAACUUCCAGGGGCGAACUCAUCAGCUGGAUCCAGCUGCUGCACUUGUAACUGCCAGUCAACAUUGCAGGCCAUUCUCCAGGAACUCAAGACCAUGAGGAAGUUAAUGCAGUUUCAAGCAGUUGGAACUCAAAACAGACAACAACCCCCAAUUUCCCUUAUGUGCUCCCAGCGAACUGCUGUCUCACGAAAGAGAAAUAAAAAGAAAAAAGUGCUCCCAAAGACUGUGGAACCUGUGACUGUGAAACCAAAGCCCAGUCCAUUGGAAGUUGAGAAGAAGCCAGCAGCUGUGGCCACAAGGCCAUCUGGUCUCCAAGUCACAGAGCACACCUCCAGUGAGGACAGCCGCAUCCUGGGAUUUGGCAUUGUUCUCGAAUCACCUUCCUCAGAUCCAGAAGUGCAACUUGCUGAAGGCUUUGAUGUGUUUAUGCCUAAAUCCCAGCUGGACUCUAUAUUGUCAAACUACACUCGCUCAGGAAGUCUUCUGUUUAGAAAACUGGUGUGUGCAUUUUUUGAUGACAAGACUUUGGCUAACUCCUUACCCAAUGGCAAGAGGAAAAGAGGACUCAAUGACAACCGGAAAGGACUAGACCAAAACAUUGUGGGUGCAAUAAAAGUCUUUACAGAAAAGUACUGUACUGCGAACCAUGUGGACAAACUUCCUGGCCCAAGAGACUGGGUACAGAUUCUACAGGAUCAAAUUAAACUGGCCAGAAGAAGGUUAAAAAGAGGCUCAGCAGAGGUAGCUGACGGGGAUGAAAGACUGGACGGCAUUUCGCUACCACCAACAGGUAACAUAUUUGUCACCAAGAGAGAGACCCCGGAGGACCCAGAUCCAGGUUCCAUUGCCUAGACUUGCAGUUUAGCAUACUCUUCCGUUUCCUCAAAGGUCCACGUAGCAGUUGAGGUUCCUGCAGUGUGGGUGUCCUGUGGUGGCUUGUCCUGUCUGAAUAAUUUCUUUGUAAUAUGUGGUGUCACUACUCCAAUUUGGCAUAAUCUUUUAUUAAAAGAAAUCAUGCUUAGAGUUGUUACCUUAAACGUCCAGUGUGUGUGACACAUCAUAAGGAGGCAGUUCUCUUCCUGUUUUAAUUCAUUCAUAGUCUGUGUGAAUACACAGUCUUUUUAAACAUAUUUAUUUUAUUGUAAAUUGCUUAGCUGCAUGCAGAGGAAACCUCUUUCCAGGACUGAUGGAGUUUACAAAGCAGCAUUAACUAACCCUUCAGCUUAGAGAAGGAAAGGUAGUUUUGGGAGAUGGGAUAGCUCUGACCUGGUCUGUGAAGUCAUUUAUGACGUCAGUCAUAGUAACCCAAAACAGUCAUUCAGAAGUGAAGUACAAAUGAUGUAUGAAUUCUUAGCACUUUCACGUAAUUUAUGAUGAUGUAAUGACAAAAAAGUUAACUCAGAGUAACCAGCAAUUUGCUUAGGAGCCAUCAAGCAUUUAAAUAUGGUUUAAACUGAGUUUGACCCUGUUUUCAUGUUCAUCUGGUCCCUCAUACACUUACCUUCUACCUUAUGUAAAACUAAAUAUGAGAAAAAUCUGGGUUUAUUUUAAAGAAAUCUUUGUUGUGUGGGUAUUUGCUUUGCAGAAACAUUUACCUCCACAUUUGCUCCGCUAAUGAAAUAGUGCAUUAGAAAUACCACUUACUUAGAAAACCUUGCGUUUGCACCUUAGGUAAAGCAAAUUGCCUUGAAUCUUGGGCACUUGACACAGAAGACCAAAAAUUACCAUAAAAGAAAUGUGACCCCAGGGAUUAAAAACUGCCAUGACAAAAGCUUAGCCUUUUCUCUAGUUCCUUUCAGCCACAGGGCAGAACCAACGGUUAGUGCUGCUGGGACUGAGUCCCGCCCGCCUUCUGCUUUGCCUGAGAGAACUGAGAGUUAGGUAAGUGGUUGCUUAGGGUCAGGUUACCCUUCAUGGCCAGAUGGAUUAGAACCUGGAUAUCAGUGUGCUGUGUCAUGUCAUACUGAACAUGUAAUACUAAAAAUAGGAGACUAGGGCAGCACUCCACUGAGACCAGCUAAUGAAUGAAGAUGAUAAGUGACAUCCCAGGAAUGUGAUAAAAUGUGCUUUUAAGUGUUGCUUGUGGAGUCCAUCUAGCAACUAGAGAGCAACAUCUCAUCUGUGCAUCUUUUACAUCUCUUCCUUUGGAAGCCACAGGGAUGGCUUGGAAAUUAUUCCCAUCAUACCCUUCAGUUACUGGUUUCUGUUUCCAGCCAGCCCUAAUCCCUUUGUUUUAUUGAGUGGUCUGAUGAGCUGCAGACAAACCAAGACUGUUAAUUCUGUAACAGAUCCUGGGGGGGAAAAAGUCUUCUGCCUCCUAGAAUGAAAAGAGAGUAGAAAAACUGAGUUAGUGCCCUUCACUCUAUUAAAUGAUGGGGAAUGUGUUUUCAGUACAGGAAGAACAUAUAGUUACAACCGUAGGCCUGUUCAGUGUGCACUGUAAACCUUCAAAACACACUUCCUUCCAAGCCUCGGUGACAGCUUGGAGUCUUCAAUACUUGAGGAAGGUAGGAUCAUUCAGUUCAUGGAUAAGUGCAAUGGAUUCACAAAUUGGAAAGGCAGACCAAAACUGCAACAGUAAAAUCUUAUUUUGUAAGUUUAAAUUGUAUUCAUGUUAACUUACUGUGACUACUGUUCAGCUUUGUUCAGAAACCCUUUUUAUAGGCUUUCUUAGCAAAAAAAAAUCCAUAUCUAUGGAUGUGUCUCAAUCUUCUGUACAUAUGUUUUAUUAAUAUGUAAAUAUUCAGAUUUUUAAAAAAUUACUAUGUUCUUUUAAAAAGAAUUCAGUGUAAAGCUAGUUGUGAAAAUGGUGUGUAACACUGUGUUGUGAUAUCAACUCCCAAAAUGCCCUUUAUGUUCAUUCUGGAAAAAUAUAAUAAAUUACUUUAAUUGAA
Mesocricetus auratus (golden hamster) is the source of this 3972-nucleotide messenger RNA. It is a transcript of the gene Bend7, whose product is annotated as BEN domain containing 7. The record is from RefSeq and is a predicted model, not a curated record. Bases 374 to 1930 code for a protein of 518 amino acids. Lineage: Eukaryota; Metazoa; Chordata; Mammalia; Rodentia; Cricetidae. Gene Ontology annotation, molecular function: DNA binding. The transcript is spliced from 10 exons.